ACAAUUUCAGAGCCUUCUUCUCUUUUUCUUCAAAAAUCUCACAUACUUCCUUCAUUCUCUGAUUCGCCAUUUUUCUCUGCAUUUUUCUUCAUAUCCCGUCGAUUGAAGCCAAAGGGUCGAUUUUUCUCUGUGUUUUGUUCUUCCUUCUCAAUACAGAUUCCAUUUCUUCUUUGCUUUCUCUGAUCAAGGCCGAAGGCGCUGAUUCUCUCAGUGAUUUUCAUGAUAGGCUGCAGAGGCUUGGAAAAGGAGAAGGAAGGAAACUUUUAUCGAGCUUUAAGAUGAGCUGCAAUGGCUGCCGUGUUCUGAGAAAGGGUUGCAGCGAAGGCUGCAUGCUUCGUUCUUGCCUUCAAUGGAUAGAUGGAGCAGAGGCUCAAGGUCACGCCACUGUGUUUGUGGCCAAGUUCUUUGGACGAGCUGGUCUCAUGUCCUUCAUCUCCGCCGUGCCUGAAAAUCAGAGACCUGCACUUUUCCAGUCACUUUUGUACGAAGCCUGUGGUCGUACAGUCAAUCCCGUUAAUGGAGCGGUAGGUCUUCUCUGGAGUGGUAACUGGCACGUGUGCCAAGCGGCGGUAGAAGUAGUCCUCAGAGGCGGCACGCUUCGACCCCUGCCGGAAUUUUUGGCCGGAAACAUCCCAGGAAAUCUCCAUUAUCCUGAUGAUUUCUCCGAGGUUUCUACCGCCAAGGAUAAAAGGGUUUGUCCAAAAAGUAAAGAAAAAGACGAGGUCUCUGAAUCUGGCGAGGUCGACCUCUGUUUAGGGUUAAGUCAUCCGUCGACUUUUUGGCCGGGAAAGCGGCCGGAAAAGAGCCGACCGUCUACUCCAUCGAUGAACUCUGAGGGUUCGGUGACGUGCAACGAGAGCGGAUCUCAGCUGUUGAAUGAGCCGAGGGUUCUGAACCUCUUUGUCUAGAAUGAAAACGCGUUUUGGUGUUUUUGUCACCGGUUUUGAGAUACCAGCCUGUUUUCCGGCGAGUUGUGGGAGUUCCGGCAAAGGAUUCCAAGGAAGAUGAGUUUGUCGGCUUAUUUUCUCCCUUUUUCGGUUAAAAGAAAGCAAAUAAUUCAGUGAAAAUAAAUACGUUUUUGAGGCGUGCGUUAUUUCUCAA
This is a messenger RNA of Amborella trichopoda, 1101 nucleotides long. Its product is annotated as LOB domain-containing protein 38. The record is from RefSeq and is a predicted model, not a curated record. Gene Ontology annotation, biological process: regulation of gene expression. Lineage: Eukaryota; Viridiplantae; Streptophyta; Magnoliopsida; Amborellales; Amborellaceae.